Molecule: messenger RNA, 1116 nt
Organism: Penicillium cataractarum
Lineage: Eukaryota; Fungi; Ascomycota; Eurotiomycetes; Eurotiales; Aspergillaceae
Exons: 4
Coding region: 1-1116 (371 amino acids)
Source: RefSeq, a predicted model, not a curated record
AUGGCUCCUUUCUCAGGAGAUCGCGUGCUAUGGGUUUGCCUUGGUGUUUCGCUCGUCUUCGCAGUGCGUGGCAUUAUCUCGGAUCUACAACAAGUCGUUGAUCUGACCGAGAUCAAACAUGCUGAGAAGGAGGACAAGAUCAUCAGCGAAGGAACUGAGGAGUUCCUGAAGCUAGACACCCUCCUUAGGCUCUCCGAGUGCACCAGCUACGAGCUUCGAUCUGCGUACGAACAACUCUCCCCUAGCACUAGUUACACAAUCAUUGUUACUAAUGAUACCAGAGCCUUGCGCAUUAUCUCGCAGCGAUCAACCAAGGGAGAUACACGUACCUUGCUACUGGAGGACCUGCGAUCUUUUAGCAAGAAACGACAAGGCAAAGCACUGACGGCCCUCCACUUCCUGGUCACAAAUCGAGCUCUAUCCCGGACCUCAGUCUGCGCCUACCUCCACGACAUCGAGACAUUCACUGCCCUGGUAGAUUGUCUCUGCAACUUCCUCAGGGAACACACCGAAGAGAUAUCGACCACCAAGUCGCCCAUCCUGCCCAAGACCCGGCCCCUUGGAGAACUGAAGGCUCUACAAAUACUGAACGUACUCCUGCCAGGCAAUGUUCACAACGCGCUCGAAGCGGGGAUAAUUAGUCGGUGGUUGAACAAGUAUCCGUUUCCCUGUGCCGCGGAGGAUAGUCCCUCGCGACGGGAGGAUGUGGUGCUUCUCAUGAAAGCUUGGUGGACUGAUGAUGUGGUCAUGAGUUCUAUUUUCGACACAUUGAGCAAUGAUGCAGAGGCUAGCAAACAACUUCGUACCCAUGGUCUGAUGGGCAGCAUCAUCGCAGAGCAUGACGAUGAUGAUCAAGACCAUGAUGAGCGUGACGAUGACCAUCAAGGCUACGACGACGACGAUGACGACGACGGUGAUGGAGUCUACACGGAUGGAGACGUGCGCAUGGUGAAUGGCGAAGACACCGCUGGCCCAGACUUCGGAGCUGUCCCACUAAGGCAGCGCAACCAAGAUCAGGCACGGCGACGGAUGCGCCGAGAAGCCAUGGCUAUCAGUGAUGGAGGCCGGCCCUGGGCACGCGAGAAUAUUAUCCAGCGCCAGCUUCAGGACGACUAA